Helianthus annuus (common sunflower) is the source of this 5451-nucleotide messenger RNA. RefSeq names its product chromatin modification-related protein EAF1 B. Gene Ontology annotation, cellular component: NuA4 histone acetyltransferase complex. NCBI's taxonomy places the organism in Eukaryota, Viridiplantae, Streptophyta, Magnoliopsida, Asterales, Asteraceae. The record is from RefSeq and is a predicted model, not a curated record. The transcript has 23 exons. The coding region runs from base 406 to 5028 and encodes 1540 amino acids.
AAAAAGGUAAGCAAAAAGCCCAAACACGCCCUCCUCGUCGACGUCUGCAUGUCCAGCCCACUACUCACAGAGACGACGAAAUAGUUUUUGCAAAUCAUAGAGAGAGAAACCUCUUAGAGAGAGAAACACGAGCUUGAAGAAGACGAACCAGAACGAACAACAUUACAUACACACAUAUCUUCACAUUCACAUGUAUCAUAUAUGUGCAUAAUUUCCGACUUAUUAGGGUUAAUUCUCCCAAACGGUGCCCUAAUUCGAUUUAUUCGACUCCUAGGGCAAAAUUCGUUUUUGAUUUUAGAAAUUCAUCCAUUUUAUAUUAGGGCAAACGUUUUUAAGGUGGAGAUUGUUGCUGUGCUCUUUGCAAUUCAGGGACAGUCGACAGACCUGUAGGUGGUUUAAGUGGGUAUGCUUGGAUGCACUUCAAGAUUUAUGCUUGUAGUCAAUGCUGAGCUUGAUUCCAUGAGAGGAGUUGGAAUUCCUUCAACACCAUCUCGUUUGCAAUCAUCCGAUCUUGAGAAAACUCAAGCAGAACUUAGGCAAUCAUUCACUGCUGCUGAGAAGUUUAGAAGAGAAUUAGAAUUUCUACAAAAAGGUGGAGAUCCGUUAGACUUAAAACCAGCGAAUGCAGCAUCAAUUAGCUUCCAGUCCACAUCGCUAAAAGAUCGGCAUCCUGAGCAGUUUGUAACAAGUGAAGCAAAAGGUAGUUUUGCAAUCACUGCUUCACCACAUGGAGACUCUGUUGAAAGUAGUGCUAGAUUAGGGGCUCCUUCAGUCUGUGAACCGAACAGUGCAGAUAAUCUUAUGCUGCUGAAAGAAUCAGGCGAUUCUGCUGUUCUAGAACUGCCUAAAAAGUCAUAUAAACGCAGAAUUAGAUCUCGCCCAAAUCGCGAUCCUGUUCGACAAGCUUCCAGGGACUUUAAAGCUUUAGCACAUGAUGCUAAUGUGGCUGUAAAAAAUUCUAUCAGUCAUUUAGAAAAUGAAUCAGAUGGCAUGCCAGCUGUACAAUCAACCCUUGGCCCCGCAAAUCAUCAUGGUUUGCCAGCCAAAUCUGAUGGUGAGGAAGCUCCACUCACUAUGGCUUCUAUUGAACCUGAAUCUUUAAAGGGUACAGAUCAGGUUCGUACGACAGAUUCGAAGGGUCCCACUAAUGGAAAUACAGAAGAGAUAAAAAGCUUACCUGGCCCCACAAAGGUCUUGGACUCUGAGUCAUCAUGCACCCAAACCGGUCAACGUUUUGAUGACUGUAAUGGGAAUGGUCUGCCAAUGAAACAAAAUUUGGAAAGUAAUAACUUAGAUGCAGAAAAGAAUGCUAGGAUAUUAAAUAUUGACCCGAUUUGCAAUGAGGAUGGCCCUGCUAUUAAGGAAGGGGAAGGUCUUAAAGAAUCUGAAUCGGUCAAAGGAGUUGGCUCGGAUGGCUCCACUGAUUUAAAAACCGAAAGAAAACCAGUGGGGCCCAAUUCUAUUUCUCAAGAUGGUGGUGCUAAUGACACCCCAUUACAGGAGUCUACAUUGACUGUUAAGGACCAAAAUACAUGCUCUCCUGACAAGUUAAAAUUGGCAACCAAAGAGCAUGAAGACUCAAUCUUAGAAGAGGCUCGAAUUAUAGAGGCAAAACGCAAGAGGAUAGCGGAGUUAUCUGUUAGAAGUUUGCCUCUGGAUAGACGUCCAAAAUCACAUUGGGAUUUCGUUCUUGAGGAAAUGUCAUGGUUGGCUAAUGAUUUUGCUCAGGAGCGCCUUUGGAAAAUAACCGCAGCCGCGCAACUUUGUAGAAGAGUUUCUUUUGCUUCACGGUUAAGACUCCAACAACAAAGUUUACUGCAGAAGCGAAAGGAAGUCUCUCACGAUAUGGCAGAAGCUGUCAUGCAGUUUUGGCACAUGAUACAGGUGAAACGUAAGGGAGCAGAGUCAAACUGCAUUGAAAAAAUAUCUGCAGUUGGGAUUCAGGGAUAUGCAAUGAGAUUCAUGGAGUAUAAUAACUCUCGAGCUCAGUACGAUGCAGCUCAGGCACCUGUGACUCAUGAUGUUGUCUCUGAUCUAGCCGUCAUGGACCAUUCAUGGGAGGAUAACUUAACAGAAGAGAAUCUCUUUUAUACAGUGCCACCUGGCGCAAUUGAAGCCUACAGGAAAGCUAUUGAUUCUCACUUGCAACAGCUUGAGAGAACUGGCACUAGCAUGCAAGAGGAAGUGGAUACAUCUUGCUAUGAUGCUGUUGCAGAUCAUGCAUUCAGAGAGGAUGAAGGAGAAACAGAUACCUGUUACUUGUCAGGUGGAUUUGAAGGUAGCAAAUCUACAAAAAAUGCUCAGAAAAGAAGGAAAAACUUCAAACUAUACGGCCCAAGAUCAUAUGAAAUGGGAGCUGACAUGUCAUUCAUGCAAUCUGCUGAAAGAAAUGUCGGAAAUCAACCAUCUGUGCUAAGUGGAAAACGAUCUGGAAGUAGUUUAAAUGUUACAGUUCCAACAAAACGUGUGCGUACUGGUACUGCUUCAAGACAGAGGAUUAUAAGUUCGUUUAAUGCAGGGGUUUCUGGCCACAUACAGACACUGAAUAGAACAGAUGCUUCAAGUGCUGAUACCAAUUCCUUUCAUGAUGAACAAAGUACCUUUCAUGGUGGGCCCGGGCCCCAAAUACCGAACAAUAUGGAAGCUGAGUCAGCUGGAGACUAUGAAAAGCAAUUCAAGUUUGACUCUAUGGAAGUUUCGAAUAGACCUAAAAAGAAAAAGAAGGAGAAACAUCCUGGAUCCGCAUUUGAGCACCGUUGGCAACUUGACUCCAAUUUUCAGAAUGACCAGAAGGAUCACAUUAGAAGGAGACUGGAUACACAUCAAUUUGACUCUAAUGGAAGUAGUGUGGCUUCUCAAAUGAGUAAUAUGUCCAACCCAAAUAAGUUCAUGAAAUUACUGGCGCGUGAUCAUGGUAGAAAAGGCAAAGCACUUAAGACCCCUGUUGGGCAACCAGGUUCAGGAAGCGCAUGGUCGUUAUUUGAAGAUCAGGCCCUUGUUGUGCUGGUACAUGAUAUGGGUCCAAACUGGGAGCUUAUAAGUGAUGCCAUUAACAGCACUUUGCCGUUCAAGUGCAUCUUUCGAAAGUCUAAUGAAUGCAAAGAACGCCACAAAAUAUUAAUGGAUAUGAAUAGUGGUGACGGAGCCGAUAGUGCCGAGGAUUCUGGGUCUUCUCAUACUUAUCCAUCUACGUUACCUGGCAUUCCAGAGGGCAGUGCAAGACAGUUAUUUCAGCGGUUGCAGGGACCAAUGGAAGAGGAAACACUCAAAUCUCAUUUUGAGAAAAUUAUUAAGCUCGGUCAAAAACAACAUUAUAGAAGAACACAUAACGAUAAUCAUGAUCCAAGACAAGUGCAGCAGCCUCAUAGUUCUCAUGCAUUUGCUCUCUCUCAAGUCUGCCCAAAUAACCUCAACGGUGGACCCGUUCUUACGCCUCUUGAACUAUCUGAGACAAUCUCACCCAGCCCAGAUGCUCUUCCAGCUGGCUAUCAAGGCCCACAAAGUGGUGGGUUACCAGCUUUGAACCAUGGCCCUGUAGCACCAAUGCUUCCCGGCCCUGGUUCUGGUUCUGGCUCCACCUCAUCAGCACCUGGUUCAUCCAGUUCGGUUCAUGGCAGUAACCUUCCUUCUGCAUCUGCUCCACAUAAUCCAUCUGUUAGGGAGGGACGAUACGGGAUCCCUAGAACAGGGCCGUUAUCAGUAGAUGACCAGCAAAGAAUGCAGCAAUAUAAUCGAAUGCUAUCUGCAAGGAACUCCCAGCAGUCCGGUUUGCCACCUGGGUCCCAUUCGGUAAAUGAUCGUGGGGUCCGCAUAUUACCUGCUGGAAGUGGUAUGGGUGUUAUGUGUGGAGUUAAUAGAAACAUGAAGAUGGCUAGACCAGGCUUUCCUGGGGUUCAUUCACAAUCUAUGUUGAAUUCUGGUUCAGCAACACCAAGUCCUUCCGGUAUGCACUCUGGGCCCGGAAACUCGAUGUUGAGGCCGCGUGAUCCUAUGCAUCUGAUCCGGGCUAACCAGAACACAGACCAGAAAUUAUCACAAAGUGGGACCACUCAAGGAUACCCACACGCGAUUUCUCCACAACAAUCACCACAUAUGCUUAACAGUAACUCUCAUCAUUUUCAAGGGCCUCCAAAUCAUCAUGCGAAUCCGGCUUUUGCAAUGAGACUAGCUAAAGAGAGACAACUUCAGCAACAACGUUUACUGCAACAGCAGCAGCAGUUUUCUACAUCCAGUCCCAUGAUGCCGCCACAUGUACAACCACAAGAGUCUCAACUUCCUGCCGUUUCAUCUCCACAAAAUACUGCUGCACAUUCUUCCUCUCCACCAAUGAGGAACCCUCAAACGAGUGGCAACCAAUUAGUGAAGCAGCAGAGACCACGUCUGUCUCAGCAGUUUUCGCCACAUCAGCAGCAGCAGCAGCAGGCUAAGCUUAUGAAAGGUGGAAGGGGAAAUUUAAUGAUUCAUCAGAAUCAUCCCACUGAUUCUUCGGUUGCGAAUGGUUUUCCUGGUUCAUCUGCUAGCAAGCCGUCUGUAGCACAUUCCUCUUUAAGUCAAUCACACCAGCAGAAGACAUUUUCUGAUUCAUCUGAUAAUACUAAGAAUCAAAAUCAUGGUCCUCCAGCACUAAACCAGAAGUUGGUCAAUCAAAAACAAGUAACAGCUUCUCAAAAACUGUUACUGCUUAACCGGAAAGUCAACACCUCUGACCAGACCAACAAGCAAGCUGAAUCGUCACCUAUGUCUAACACCUCAUCUCAGCCAAGUACACUUCUCACAAUGCCUAAUGCACCUUGUAAUGAUGCAACAAAUAAUACCGAAACCACUGUAGAUAAUGCAGCUGCAGUUAUAGUUAAGAACCCUGUGCGGGUGUCUCCACCUAAAACAAGCAGUUUAGGGACAGAUAGUGAACCGUUUGGACCACCCACGAACCAGGUUAUGAUUCAUAGGCAGUCUUCAUCAGACAAUUUGCCUAAUCCUGUUGAUGUCGGUAUACAGCAGCAGCAGCAGCAGCAACAAUCACCUUUAUAACAUUCCUCCUUUACCUGCUAAUUUUUGACGGGAAAGUGGUUAUGUGCCAUACCUUUUGGGUUGGGCUUCCAUUCCCUUGUAAGAGCAAUCUAAAGGUUAGGGUCAGUUUCAUGAUGGAAACAGGCUGCAGUUUGUUUUCUGAAUGUUAGCAUAGGUUAACUGAAGAGAAGUAAGGUAGUAAAGUUGAGAGGGCUAAUUGGUUGGGUGUUUUGUAUAAAAUGAUGAGAUGGAGGGAGGAUAAAGAGGUAUGUGUACAGGCAGGCAGGCAGGCAGACAGGCACUUGUUAUGUUAGAUUAGCCUUGUUUGUGUAUCAGUAGUACCCUUUUUGUAAUAGGAGCUCAUUGUUAUUGGCUGGGGGAAAUUUUGUGAAUACUAACUAGUUCAUUUACUUUAUACUUAGAUCAACUGCAUCUCCCAGAUCA